AUGAUAGUUGAGAAUGUUAAAAAAAGUAAAUUCUCUUUCUCUCGAAAGAGUGAAUCUGAAGAAACAUGCAAACUGGAAUAGUUCAAGAAUAAACUGUAGGGUAAGGCAUUUUAGCAUGUGUAGGAGACGUACUGUAAUUCCUCAAGAAUACUAAACAAGAUGAUCAAUCAUUACAGGUGUUUUUGUAAAGACUAGGAAUCACUUUGGAAGGGGAUGAAGAGACCUACAUUUUGGAUAUCAAAGAAUAUCACAACAAAUACAUAGAAGGAGACAUUUUGGGCGAAGGUUGUAUAGGAUUGGUGAAGAGUGUGAAAAGGAGGAGUGAUGGUUUUGAAUUGGCUUGCAAAACAGUGAAGACUGACUCGGAGGAAAUAGUAAAGAAAGUAAAAGUUCAGUUGUAUUCUGAAGAUGAUUAUGGAGUUUAAAAACCUAAGGAGAUUGAAUCACCCUCACAUCGUGUCGAUGAAAGAGAUUUAUAUUUAAUGGUUUGAAGGAUUCCAAUCAACCGGAAUGGUGUGUGUGAUCAUGGAGAAAAUUGAGGGCCGAGAGAUGUUUGAGGUUAUUUAAUAAUAAAAACAAUAUAGUGGUAUUAUUUUAACUAAGAAAGAGACCAUUGCUCGAGUGCUAUUCAUAUAGAUUUUAGAAGCCAUCAAAUAUAUGCAUGAAAACUAUUGUUGUCAUCGAGAUUUGAAGCCCAAUAACAUCUUAUGCGCUCAUGAUGGCAAAUCCAUAAAAAUUACCGAUUUUAAUGUAUAAAACUUAACAAAACCCUAGGUGUCGAAGUUUAAUGACAGAUACAAAGAGUUUGGAGACCUCAACCAACAUGGCAAAAUUGAAAUGUGGACAUACACUGGCACUGUUGCAUUCUCAGCUCCUGAGAUAUUUUCAGGAAAUCUUUACAAGUAACCAAACUUAUGUAAUUAGUGAAUAAGUUGAUUUAUGGAGUGCAGGUGUCAUAUUGUAUGUUAUGCUCAGUGGAGAAUUGCCCUUCAAUUAAGAAUAUCUAAAUGAUCUAAUCGAAUAGAUUCGACAAUGCAAAUACGAAUUCACAGGAAUCAUCUGGGAUCAGAUAUCCCAAUCCGCCAAGGAUCUCAUUACCAACCUCUUGUAAUUGGAUCCUGAAAAAAGAUUCACUCCAGAAUAGGCUCUAAAUCACCCUUGGAUCACUCAUGAAUAAAGCAAUUCAGAUAUCCCAAGGUAUUAAUUAUAAAAAAACAUGGCGCGAAUCUUGAGAGUCAAAAAUAUUAAUCAAGAAUCGAAAAUCAAAUAAAUUUGCUACCUUUUCGGAGCUGGAGACAUUUGGAAGAGACACUCCCUUGGCUAGGAUACCAAUCUAGAUCUAUACGACAAUCUUAAAAAAUAUAGAUCCAUAGAUAUAUCUGAUAGUUGGAAAAACGCUGAAAUCAAAGUAACUAAAGACACCAAUAAAAAGGGUGUCUAUACUAUAGAUUAUCCCUUUAGUGAUUCUGAUUGA
Molecule: messenger RNA, 1474 nt
Organism: Paramecium octaurelia
Lineage: Eukaryota; Ciliophora; Oligohymenophorea; Peniculida; Parameciidae
Source: the annotation of a GenBank genome assembly